CAAAGCAGCUUGGGGCCCAGUUGGGACUGCCUGUCUGUGCGCGUAUGAGUUUAAGCGUGAGAGUGGCUGUGGCGCUCCCUGCUCCCCGCCGGCGUACCUUCCCCGGCAGGAGAUAAACUGCAUUCAAGUGAGACUGCAAGACUGAGAGGACUUGGGGUGAUUAGAAAUUGAUUCACUGCAAAGGUUUAUUGAAGUCAAAAUGUCCAAAAAAAUCAGUGGUGGUUCCGUGGUAGAGAUGCAAGGAGAUGAAAUGACACGAAUCAUUUGGGAAUUGAUUAAAGAAAAACUCAUUUUUCCCUAUGUGGAAUUGGAUCUGCAUAGCUAUGACUUAGGCAUAGAGAAUCGUGAUGCCACCCAUGACCAAGUCACCAAGGAUGCUGCAGAGGCCAUAAAGAAAUACAAUGUGGGCGUCAAGUGUGCUACCAUCACCCCUGAUGAGAAGAGGGUUGAGGAAUUCAAGUUGAAACAAAUGUGGAAGUCACCGAACGGCACCAUCCGAAAUAUUCUGGGUGGCACUGUCUUCAGGGAAGCUAUUAUCUGCAAAAAUAUCCCCCGGCUUGUGAGUGGAUGGGUGAAACCCAUCAUCAUAGGUCGUCAUGCUUAUGGGGACCAAUACAGAGCAACCGAUUUUGUUGUUCCUGGGCCUGGAAAAGUAGAGAUAACCUACACACCAAGUGAUGGAACCCAAAAGGUGACAUACUUGGUACAUAACUUUGAAGGUAUGUGUGAGUUCAUUAUAAGCUACUUGUAUCUGAGCACCAAAAACACUAUUCUGAAGAAAUAUGAUGGACGUUUUAAAGACAUCUUUCAGGAGAUAUAUGACAAGCAGUACAAACCCCAAUUUGAAGCCCAAAAAAUCUGGUACGAGCAUAGGCUCAUCGAUGACAUGGUGGCUCAGGCUAUGAAAUCAGAGGGAGGCUUCAUCUGGGCCUGUAAAAACUAUGAUGGUGAUGUACAGUCGGACUCCGUGGCACAAGGUUAUGGCUCUCUUGGCAUGAUGACCAGUGUGCUGAUUUGUCCAGAUGGCAAGACAGUAGAAGCAGAGGCUGCCCACGGGACCGUAACCCGUCACUACCGCAUGUACCAGAAAGGACAGGAGACGUCCACCAAUCCCAUUGCUUCCAUUUUUGCCUGGAGCAGAGGGUUAGCCCACAGAGCAAAGCUUGAUAACAAUAAAGAGCUUGGCUUCUUUGCAAAGGCCUUGGAAGAAGUCUGUAUCGAGACCAUUGAGGCUGGCUUCAUGACCAAGGACUUGGCUAUUUGCAUUAAAGGUUUACCUAACGUGCAACGUUCUGACUACUUGAAUACAUUUGAAUUCAUGGACAAACUUGGAGAAAACUUGAAGAUAAAACUAGCUCAGGCCAAACUUUAAGGUCAUACCUGGGCUUAAGAGGAUAAAUGUUUUUUGGAAACUAGGUCCACAGGUUUACAUUUUUCUGUAUAACACUCAAGGGUAAAGGCAAAAUCAAUUUUGUAAUUAGUUUAGAAGCCAGAGUUUAUCUUUUCUAUAAGUUUGUAGCCUUUUUCUUAUACAUAUAGUUAUUGCCAUCCUCAUGAAUGUGGCAGGGGAAUUGUUUUAAAUUUUGUUUUAUUUUCUAGUAAUAGCCUAGAAAUUAGGUUAGUACUUAUUCGUAUUCACUGUCACUUUUUCUCAUGUUCUGAUGUAAAUGACCAAAAUCAAGAGUGCUCAAAAGUGUAAAUGAUAGCCACAGUUUUGUUCCCUAAAAUAUGUGUAAAAUAGAAACUCACUCCCUUGCCCUCUUGUCCAUGACCUUGGGCACUCGGGUGUUUUGGUGUUACAGAUGUCCCAUUACGUGAGGUAGAACUGUACAUUCAACUUGCACAUGAUUGGAACAAAGUAUGAGUGCAAUUAAAAUGUGUUGAAGACAUUGCUGUCAUUUUUGUGAAGAGCUUGUUGAAUGUUUCCAAUAUAUUGAGGCCACCGGAGAGUUUGGAAUCCAGAAUAAAUACUACCUGCAGGUUUGUCCUCUGUUUUGUCUCUUCCUCCCCCUGGCCUGGCCUGAACAUUAUGCUACCCUAAGUAGCAUAUUUCAUCCAAGUGCAAUAAUGUAAGCUGCAUCUUUUUUGGACUUCUGCUGGCCUGUUUCAUUUCUUUUAUAUAAAUGUGAUUUCUCAGAAGUUUAAUAAACACUAUUCUAGUCCUGUUCUUCAUCUGAACUGUUAAUUUUAAUUAAAAUCAAGUGCUAAUGACUAUU
This is a messenger RNA of Propithecus coquereli (Coquerel's sifaka), 2216 nucleotides long. RefSeq names its product isocitrate dehydrogenase 1 (NADP+), soluble (gene IDH1). Gene Ontology annotation, biological process: isocitrate metabolic process. NCBI's taxonomy places the organism in Eukaryota, Metazoa, Chordata, Mammalia, Primates, Indriidae. The transcript is spliced from 10 exons. Gene Ontology annotation, cellular component: cytosol; mitochondrion; peroxisome. Gene Ontology annotation, molecular function: magnesium ion binding; isocitrate dehydrogenase (NADP+) activity; NAD binding. Bases 200 to 1372 code for a protein of 390 amino acids. The record is from RefSeq and is a predicted model, not a curated record.